Molecule: messenger RNA, 2836 nt
Organism: Purpureocillium takamizusanense
Lineage: Eukaryota; Fungi; Ascomycota; Sordariomycetes; Hypocreales; Ophiocordycipitaceae
Exons: 2
Coding region: 172-2328 (718 amino acids)
Molecular function (GO): ATP hydrolysis activity; ATP binding
Source: RefSeq, a predicted model, not a curated record
CCCCCCCCCUCUUCCUCCUUUUUGCCAGCGUGUCUCGUCUCCCUUGCUCUCAUUGAGUGACAGACCAAGUUGAAGUCUCGUAUCCGUCAUCUGCUCCAGCGCAUUAUAGUAGAACCGUCCACCUCCCUCACUCAAGCCAGCGCCCUACAUCGCGCAGCCCAACCCGCCACAAUGUCCGACACCGCGGAUCACGCUCGGAAGAGCGAUGACGAGUCCACCUCGGUCGUGGUCGUCACGCCGGUCGAGACGGCGUCCGUCGCCGGUGACGACAAAGCCGGAGAGGACAAAGCUGAAGACGGAUCAUCUGAAUCCAGAUCAGACGCUGAUCAAGGUACGACUGGCAACGGGAGUCAUAUUCGUGCUGCAGACACCGCUGACGGCACCACCACCACCACUGCAGAGAGCGACAAGAAGCAGAUGGUGGGCCUCGUUGCGCAGAGCAAGGACCUCUACGCCAAGUUCGACAAGCACGGUAAUAGGUCCUGGACGGAAAAGAAGCCCGACGACCUGGAAGAGGCCGCGGAGAACGAGGAGACGGAGAAGUACGCCAUCAUUGUCCGCAAGCAAAAGCCGGAAGACGCAGACUCGCGCAAGCCUCUUGUCAUCGAUAGCAUCAUCGUCCAAUCGCCCUACCUGAGGUCCAUCUUGGACGACGUUUUGCACAACUACCCCGGAAUCCUCACCAACCUGUCGCGUCUCAAGCUUGCGGCCCCCUUCGAGUGCUUCGUCCACCGCUGGGACCGCUUCCAGGCUGCUCGGAACGACCCGACGCUCGAGGAGCCGGCCAAGGAGCACAUUGACCUCCUCUACGAGAUCAUGCAGGAGGAGCUCGGCGACGUCAUCCAGCUGCGCGAGGACUACUUCAAGAACAAGGCCGUGGCCUGGGAGCAUGCCUGGACGCUCUUCCCGCCCGAAUGCACCGUAUUCGGAUACAAGAACGGCAAGCCCGUGGCGGCCAGGUUCAAGCGCGGCCACUACGCGCAGACAAACUGCGGCAAGGUCUACGCCCUGCGAUGCCAGGUCAUCGACUGGGACGGAGUCAAGAUGGGCUGGGCCAGCCUCGACAUGCAGAUCCCGCAGUUCCCCGGCACCAUGCCCUUCUCCGACCUGCCCAGCUACCCGCUGCAGUACCACCCCCAGGCCGAGUCGAUGAAGGCCAUGCUCGUCGAGCGCGGCCGCAAGUUUGACAGCCUCGCGGGCUACUGCUACCGCUCGUACAAGGGCUCAGCCAUCUGGCACCCCGAGUCCAACAAGACGCGCUGGGAGACGGUGCAGUCGCGCAUCGUGGUCGACGGCGCGAAUUGGGAGAAGGAAAACUACGACCACGCGCUCUACCUGAGCGCCCUCCACAAGGGGACCGACGGCGGACGCUCUCGGCGCUACAGCUCCUCGACGGUGGGCAGCGACUACGACUCCGAUCUCGACGGCGGCGACGACGAGGCGCAACUCGCCAACCGGGUGCCCCUGACCGAAGAGCAGCAGCUCUUCACCAGCCCCAUGGUGCGAGGCUACUCGCUGCAGAACAAGCGGUGGAUGGAGUUCUACAUCGACCAGGUCAGCGAGGUGCAGUUCAACGAGCAGGCCUUCAGCUCGCUGGUCAUGGACGAGGAGAAGAAGGAGCUCAUCCUGGCCUUUGCGCAGAGCCAGGUCAAGUACAAGGACGCCUUCGACGACAUCAUCUCGGGCAAGGGCAAGGGCAUCAUCAUGCUGCUGUCGGGCGGGCCGGGCAUAGGCAAGACGCUGACGGCCGAGUCCGUGGCCGAGGAGAUGCGCGUGCCCCUCUACGCCAUGAGCGCCGGCGACCUAGGCAGCUCGGCCUACGACGUCGAGGCCAACCUGCGCAAGAUCCUCGACAUGGUGGCCGACUGGAACGCCGUGCUGCUGCUCGACGAGUGCGACGUCUUCCUCGAGGAGCGCACCCCGCAGGACAUGGAGCGCAACCGCAUCGUCGCCAUCUUCCUCCGCACCCUCGAGUACUACGAGGGCAUCCUGUUCCUCACCACCAACCGCGUCAAGAACAUGGACCCCGCCUUCCGGAGCCGCAUCCACGUCUCCCUCGAGUACCCGGACCUCGACCCGGCGGCUCGCGCGGCCGUCUGGCGCUCCUUCCUGGCCCGCACGGUCAGCCUCGUCGACGCCACCCUCCGCGGCGCCGACGCCCACGACGUGACGCCCCAGGAGGUUGAGCUGCUGAGCGGGCUGGAGCUCAACGGGCGCGUCAUCAAGAACGUCCUCAAGGCGGCGAACCUGCUGGCCUGUCAUAGGGAGGAGAAGCUGUCCUUUAAGCACCUGCGCAUCGUUUUGCGUGUCGAGGGACACUCAGUGUAGACUACAUGUACAUAAUGUACGUGACCUAGAAAGAUGAGAAGAGCGAGCGGACUCAUACACACGCUGCAGAUCCCAAUCGAGAGAGAGAGACAGAAAACCGUUUUGGUGUCUCUGCUGGAGCUCAGAUGUUGUUACAUUGUCUACAAGACACGAUCUAUAAUGUUCCAGUCAUGCCCGCCCGCGUGUCCGUGCACCAAUCCUGUCCUUGGCUCUCGUCCGAGAUCCUGUCGACUGGUGAAACAAUGCGCAUGAAGCCGUCAAUCCACCCCCACGCCCCAGCCGUCGAGCACAUGUAGGUUUCACCUGCACUUGUUGCGAAGGGGUGGGUGAAGACAUGCAAUGCAGCAGUAGUAGUACUCCCGUCCGCUGCAGGUGGUAAUAAUCUGCAAGAAGCAGCCCAGAAAAAAAAGAAAAAAAAAGACAGACCAGGGGUAACCUUGUCUGGUCUCAGGCUUGCGGACGUCGUUUCUGCACCUCGCCGCUAGGAAUACAUGUAGUUCGGAGAGUG